AUGUCGGGAUACCAACACGGCCAGGGUCAAGGCCAAGGCCAAGACCACGGCCAUCACGACUACGAUGACGGCUACGGCCAUCCUGGCGGCAAUACCGACUCGUAUUAUCAGGACGACCAACAGUACUACGACCAUAACCGCGGUGGACAACAACAGGGCGAAGGGUACUAUGACGAGUCUGGUUAUUACAAUGCGGACCCCAACAACCCCUACCACCAGGACGGCGGAUACUAUGACAACCAAGAUCAGUACCACGACGACUACUACAACAACAACGAUGGCUACUAUGACCAGGGCUACGACCGCGGCGGCUACGGGAACGGUCACGGCCAUCGAAAUGGAGCGGAGGACGACUCCGAGACAUUCAGUGACUUCACCAUGCGCUCCGAUAUGGCCCGGGCUGCCGAGAUGGACUACUAUGGGCGCGGCGACGAACGCUACGACAGCUACAAUGACGGCCAUGGGGGCGGUAGGGGGUAUCGGCCGCCUUCCUCACAAAUUUCAUACGGCGGCAACCGGUCAUCAGGCGCGUCAACCCCGAACUAUGGCAUGGAUUACGCCAAUGUCCUUCCCGCCGGCCAGCGUUCGCGUGAGCCGUACCCCGCCUGGACGUCCGACGCUCAGAUUCCCAUCUCGAAAGAGGAAGUGGAAGACAUCUUCCUUGAUUUAACGGCCAAGUUCGGUUUUCAGCGCGACAGCAUGCGGAACAUGUACGACCAUUUCAUGACGCUCCUCGACUCUCGCGCCUCGCGUAUGACGCCGAAUCAGGCGCUCCUCUCCCUCCACGCUGAUUACAUUGGUGGCGACAAUGCGAAUUACCGGAAAUGGUACUUCGCUGCCCACCUGGAUCUAGACGAUGCUGUUGGUUUUGCCAAUAUCAAAGGCAAAGGCCGAAAGAAGAGUAAGAAGAACAAGAAAUCGGAUCCACAGAAUGAGGCCGAGGCUCUUGAGGACUUGGAAGGUGACGACUCUCUCGAGGCUGCCGAGUACCGCUGGAAGACGAGGAUGAACCGCAUGUCUCAACAUGACCGCGUUCGCCAGCUCGCGCUUUACCUCCUAUGCUGGGGAGAGGCCAAUCAGGUCCGCUUCAUGCCAGAGUGUUUGUGUUUCAUUUUCAAGUGCGCCGACGAUUACUUGAACUCGCCGGCGUGCCAGAAUCAGGUGGAACCAGUCGAGGAGUUCACCUUUCUCAACAACGUCAUCACGCCGCUCUACCAGUACUGCCGGGACCAGGGAUACGAGAUUUCCAACGGAGUCUAUGUUCGCCGCGAGAGGGACCACAACAAGAUCAUUGGCUACGACGACUGUAACCAACUCUUUUGGUACCCCCAGGGCAUUGAGCGCAUCGUUCUUCACGACAAAACCAAGCUGGUCGACGUGCCGCCUGCUGAGCGGUACCUCAAGCUCAAAGAUGUGGAAUGGAAGAAGGUCUUCUUCAAAACAUACAAGGAGACGCGUUCAUGGUUUCACAUGCUCGUCAACUUCAACCGCAUCUGGAUCAUCCAUGUAUCAAUGUUCUGGUUCUAUACGGCUGGCAACGCUCCGACGCUCGUUACGCCAAACUAUGAGCAGGAGGUUGACAAUGACCCCCCGAAGGCCGCUUUUCUUUCCUUCCUCGCGUUCGGCGGCGCCAUCGCCGCUCUGAUCCAGGUCCUGGCGACUCUCGCGGAGUGGGCCUAUGUUCCUCGCAAAUGGGCGGGAGCACAGCACUUGACGAAGCGGUUGCUAUUUCUCCUUCUCAUCUUCGUCAUCAAUGUUGCUCCAGGAGUUUACAUCUUCAUGCCGCCGACGUCCGCAUAUCUUGAGAGGCAGAACACCCAGGUCGCCUUCAUCAUCAGCAUUGUCCAUCUCGUCAUCGCCAUAUUGACGUACAUCUUCUUCUCCAUAAUGCCCCUCGGCGGUCUUUUCGGAAGCUACCUGGCCAAAAAAUCCAGGAGAUAUGUUGCCAGCCAGACGUUCACCGCCAGCUACCCGCGCCUCAAGGGCAACGACAUCGCCUUGUCCUACGGCAUGUGGUUCAUCAUCUUCAUCGCCAAAUUCGGAGCGUCAUAUGGCUACCUGACUCUUUCGAUCAGGGAUCCAAUUCGCUACCUUAUGCUCAUGGCUCCCACCCGAUGCGUUGGCGAUACGAUCCUCAAAGAUUAUCUCUGCCGAUAUCAGCCGCAGAUCACUCUGGGUCUGCUCCUCUUCACGGAUUUGAUCUUCUUCUUCCUGGACACGUACCUUUGGUACGUCCUGGUCAACACGACGGUCUCGGUAGCUCGCUCGUUUUACCUUGGAUCUUCCAUCUUGACGCCUUGGAGAAACGUUUUUUCCCGGCUCCCGAAGCGCAUGUACUCCAAGAUUCUGGCAACGACCGACAUGGAGAUCAAGUACAAGCCAAAGGUGCUCAUCUCGCAGAUUUGGAAUGCCAUCGUCAUUUCCAUGUACCGUGAGCAUCUGUUGGCCAUCGAACAUGUUCAGAAACUCCUUUACCACCAGGUGCCGUCUGAGCAAGAGGGCAAGCGCACCCUUCGCGCCCCGACAUUCUUCGUCUCCCAAGACGACAACUCCUUCAAGACCGAGUUCUUCCCCAGUCAUAGCGAGGCCGAGCGGAGAAUCUCCUUCUUUGCGCAGUCCCUUUCGACGCCCAUUCCUGAGCCCCUUCCGGUCGACAACAUGCCCACCUUCACUGUCAUGAUUCCUCACUACAGCGAGAAGAUUCUCCUCUCGCUCAGAGAGAUUAUCCGUGAGGACGAGCCGUACUCGCGCGUCACUCUUCUCGAGUACCUCAAGCAGCUCCAUCCUCACGAGUGGGAUUGCUUUGUGAAGGACACCAAGAUCUUGGCCGACGAGACAUCGCAGCUCAACGGUGAGGACGACAAAAACGAGAAGGAUACGGCCAAGAGCAAGAUUGACGACCUGCCCUUCUACUGCAUUGGUUUCAAGUCGUCGGCCCCCGAGUACACUCUCAGGACCCGGAUUUGGGCGUCGCUCCGCUUCCAGACCCUGUACCGCACCGUCUCUGGCUUCAUGAACUACAGUCGGGCCAUCAAGCUUCUCUACCGCGUCGAAAACCCGGAGGUCGUCCAGAUGUUCGGCGGGAAUUCGGACAAGCUCGAACGUGAACUGGAGCGCAUGGCCCGCCGCAAGUUCAAGCUCAUCGUGUCGAUGCAGCGCUUCGCCAAGUUCAAGAAGGAGGAGAUGGAGAAUGCCGAGUUCUUGCUCCGCGCCUACCCGGAUCUUCAGAUCGCUUACCUGGACGAGGAGCCGCCGCUGGUGGAAGGCGAAGAGCCCCGCCUCUACUCUGCCCUCAUCGACGGCCAUUCCGAGAUCAUGGAGAACGGGAUGCGCCGGCCUAAGUUCCGAAUUCAGCUCUCUGGCAACCCGAUCCUCGGUGACGGCAAAUCAGACAACCAAAACCACGCCCUCAUCUUCUACCGCGGCGAGUACAUCCAACUCAUUGAUGCCAACCAGGACAACUAUCUCGAGGAGUGUCUCAAAAUUCGAAGCGUCCUCGCCGAGUUUGAGGAGAUGAAGACCGACAAUGUAUCGCCGUACACGCCCGGAGUCAAGAACGUGACCAAUUCUCCCGUCGCCAUUCUGGGCGCUCGCGAGUACAUCUUCUCGGAGAAUAUUGGCAUCCUCGGUGAUGUGGCCGCUGGCAAGGAACAGACGUUUGGCACUCUGUUUGCGAGAACUCUUGCCCAGAUUGGUGGCAAGCUCCACUAUGGUCACCCCGAUUUCCUCAACGGUAUCUUCAUGACGACCCGUGGCGGUGUGUCCAAGGCGCAAAAAGGUCUCCAUCUCAACGAGGAUAUCUACGCCGGUAUGAACGCUCUCCUGCGCGGCGGUCGCAUCAAGCACUGCGAAUACUACCAGUGCGGUAAAGGUCGUGAUCUGGGCUUUGGCUCCAUUCUCAACUUCACGACUAAAAUCGGCACGGGCAUGGGCGAGCAGAUGCUCUCCAGAGAGUACUAUUACUUGGGAACACAGCUGCCGCUCGACCGCUUCCUUUCGUUCUACUAUGCUCAUCCGGGUUUCCACGUCAACAACAUGUUCAUCAUGCUGUCGGUGCAGCUCUUUAUGAUUUGCCUGCUCCAGAUUGGCGUUCUCCGGCAUGAGACGAUUCCUUGCGACUACGACCGGCGGGUUCCUAUCACAGAUGAACUGUUCCCAACGCGCUGCUCCAACACAGAUGCCCUCAUGGAUUGGGUCUAUCGCAGUAUCCUGUCCAUCUUCUUCGUGUUCUUCCUCUCCUUCGUUCCUCUGGUCGUCCAGGAAGCGUCGGAGCGCGGCCCGCUGCGCGCCCUGACCCGUUUCGCCAAGCAGUUCUGCUCCUUCUCACCAUUCUUCGAGGUCUUCGUCUGCCAGAUCUACGCCAACUCGGUGCAGCAGGACAUCACUUUCGGAGGGGCCAGGUACAUCGGCACUGGACGUGGCUUCGCCACGGCCCGCAUUCCGUUCGGGGUACUCUACUCGCGGUUUGCGGGACCGUCCAUCUACUUUGGCGCCCGCGUACUUAUGAUGCUGCUCUUUGCCACCGUGACAGUCUGGCAGGCGGCUCUCGUCUACUUUUGGGUUUCGCUGGUGGCUCUGGUUGUCUCGCCGUUCCUCUACAAUCCUCACCAAUUCGCCUGGAACGACUUCUUUAUCGACUAUCGCGACUAUCUCCGUUGGCUGUCUCGUGGUAACUCGCGCUCACAUGCGUCGUCAUGGAUCGCGUUUUGCCGCCUCUCCCGUACGAGGAUCACUGGAUACAAGCGGAAAGCGCUGGGUGACCCGUCGGCCAAGAUGUCGGGCGACGUUCCCCGGGCCGCCAUUACCAACAUCUUCUGGGCCGAGAUCUUCUCGCCUCUCUGCCUUGUGGCGGUGACGCUGAUACCCUAUCUCUUCAUCAACGCUCAAACGGGUGUCAAGGAGGCUACAAAGAACGAAGGAAAAACCAUCGCGGAGACUGCGGCGCUCAUACGCAUCGGCAUCGUCGCCCUGGCACCCAUAGUUAUUAAUGCUGGCGUCCUGUUGGUCUUUUUCGCUAUGGCUUGCUUCAUGGGUCCUCUCCUGAGCAUGUGCUGCAAGAAGUUUGGCUCCGUCCUUGCGGCGAUUGCCCAUGCCAUUGCAGUUAUUCUGCUCCUCGUCUUCUUCGAGGUCCUCUUCUUCCUGCAGGGAUUCCGUUUUGCGCCGACGCUCCUGGGCAUGAUCGCGGUUGUGGCCAUCCAGCGCUUCGUCUUCAAGUUGAUCGUCUCCCUCGCGCUUACAAGGGAGUUCAAAACGGACCAAUCCAACAUCGCUUUUUGGACGGGCAAGUGGUACUCGAUGGGUUGGCACUCGGUCUCCCAACCUGCGCGCGAGUUUCUGUGCAAGAUCACCGAGCUUACCAUGUUUGCCGCCGAUUUCGUUCUCGGCCACUUCAUCUUGUUCCUCCUGUGCCCGGUCAUCCUGAUUCCUCAGGUUGAUAAGCUGCACUCAGUGAUGCUCUUCUGGCUGCGUCCAAGUCGACAAAUCCGUCCGCCAAUUUACUCAAUGAAGCAGACAAAGUUGCGGAGGAGACGGGUGAUUCGCUACGCCAUCCUCUAUUUUGUCCUGCUUGUCGUCUUCCUUGCGCUCAUCGUCGGGCCGUCCGUCGGUAGCAGGUUUAUCGACUUGGAAAAGAUGAGCUUGCCCUCUAUUUUGAAGCAGCAACACCUGCUCCAGCCGAGCCUGGACCACGACGAUACUCGGGGCACGCUAGUCACCGGCACCGGGGCCACGGAUUACUCAGGUAUCAUGGCGUGGACGAGGACUGCGACGGCGACGCUGAAGACGACGGCGAAGGCCACGACGACGUCUAGGAGGAAUUAA
This is a messenger RNA of Parathielavia appendiculata, 5820 nucleotides long. Its product is annotated as glycosyltransferase family 48 protein. The transcript has 3 exons. Gene Ontology annotation, molecular function: 1,3-beta-D-glucan synthase activity. NCBI's taxonomy places the organism in Eukaryota, Fungi, Ascomycota, Sordariomycetes, Sordariales, Chaetomiaceae. The record is from RefSeq and is a predicted model, not a curated record. Bases 1 to 5820 code for a protein of 1939 amino acids. Gene Ontology annotation, cellular component: plasma membrane; 1,3-beta-D-glucan synthase complex. Gene Ontology annotation, biological process: fungal-type cell wall polysaccharide biosynthetic process; (1->3)-beta-D-glucan biosynthetic process.